CCGACGACCGCGCCGCCGCCGUCACCGUUCGACCUAGGUUCCGUUCCAACCGGAAGCGCAAGGUCAGGUCAGGUCCUGCCCUACCACGUGGGCGGCUCCUCCCGGACCUCUCGCAUCUCCAAGGUGCGGCAACUGCUCCGGGACUUGUUCGACGGCGACAGGGAUCUCUGCCAGAGCGUCAACCCUGACGAGGCCGCGGCGCACGGCAGCGCGGUCCAGGCCGCCAUCCCGAGCGGCGAGGAGGUGGGUGACGAGAAGGUGCAGGUGCAGGUGCGCGACGUGAAGCCGCUGCCCCUUGGUCCGGGGACCGGCGGCGGCACGGUGACCAUGCUGAUCCCGAGGAACACCGCCAUCCCGGCGGCGGAGGAGCGGGCCGUCACCACCUGCUCCGACAACUGGCGUGGUCGUUCUAUCGUGGUGGAAAUUGGGUUUAGUUGUGGAAGCCAGCGGGAUUUGGAAACUCGCGAUGAGCUCUGCUGA
Panicum hallii is the source of this 480-nucleotide messenger RNA. RefSeq names its product heat shock cognate 70 kDa protein 2-like. The transcript has a single exon. Gene Ontology annotation, molecular function: misfolded protein binding; heat shock protein binding; ATP binding. The record is from RefSeq and is a predicted model, not a curated record. Gene Ontology annotation, biological process: cellular response to unfolded protein; protein refolding. The annotation marks the transcript as partial. Gene Ontology annotation, cellular component: cytoplasm. Lineage: Eukaryota; Viridiplantae; Streptophyta; Magnoliopsida; Poales; Poaceae.